Daphnia pulicaria is the source of this 3924-nucleotide messenger RNA. Its product is annotated as interferon-induced very large GTPase 1-like. Bases 16 to 3762 code for a protein of 1248 amino acids. Gene Ontology annotation, molecular function: GTP binding. NCBI's taxonomy places the organism in Eukaryota, Metazoa, Arthropoda, Branchiopoda, Diplostraca, Daphniidae. The transcript has 2 exons. The record is from RefSeq and is a predicted model, not a curated record.
UUCGUUCAUUUUUACAUGGAAGUCGAACUUUCAAACGCAUCUAAACUCCAAUUAAAAUCGCGAAUCGUCUCCUGUCUCAAGAUAACGUCAGAGGAACCUAAUUUUGCAGCGAAUCGAUGGGAAUUACACAAAAUUCCCAUUUUACAAGCGAAAGGGUACAGCUCCCUGGAGUGCGUGUCACCGGAAGAAAUCAAGUCGAGAAUUGGGCAAUCAGUUCAGAAUUUGGCAAAUGUAAAGAAAAACAAAUUUCUGCUCCAGAAAUUAUUUUUGCAGGAAGCGAAACACGUAGAAAUCACAAUAGAAAACCGACUGAAAGAAGAAAUUAUUCGAGAAGAAGAAGAAAAGAUCAAAGUAAUUCGUGAAAGGCGUCGAAAAAACACCCGUCAGAUCGAAACUAACAAUUUACUCCAAUUGUUUCUGAGUUUUCUUGACAGCCGAGAUUCUUGUUCUCGCGUUUUGUCCAUCCGAAUGUUGGAAAAAGAAUUGGCCAAUCGCGGUGAAAAAGAACUUGGCCCACUUUUGAAAACCGUUCAGACGUUAUCAACGUCGUACUUUGACAAAUCACACAAAGCGGCAGAUAAAACAGAUUUAGAGUCGGCGAAAGAACAACUUCACUGUGCUAAAUCCAAUCUGAUUGAAAGUGCACUCAAUAUUGAACAUUUGUGGAGGGAACUGAGUCAUCUCUACACGGACAUGGAAAAACGUUCACCGCUAAUUCAAAAAAUUCCCCAACUGGCAGCUCAGCAUUUACUGGACGGAUUCUGCCUCGAACUACUCGACGGAGACUCUAAUGUGAUCCACUUGCAAUGGGUGGAACAAGUUUUAUUCCAACUGGGGAAAUUGGUGGAAGGAAAACGCGUUUUCGUCUUGUCCGUUAUAGGCGUCCAGAGCAGCGGCAAAUCGACUUUGCUCAACACAAUGUUCGGCAUCCGAAUGAGGACCAGCGUCGGCCAAUGCACUCGAGGUGUCAACAUGCAGCUGCUGGCCGUCGAGGGCCGUCCCGAGUACGACUACAUUUUGCUUUUGGACACGGAAGGGACUCGAUCACCGGAAUAUCACGGCCUGGCCGGAAGCGAAAGACGGGACAAUCAAAUGGCAACUCUGAGCAUUUUACUGUCGGACGCGACCAUCAUCGUCAUCCCGGGAGAGAACGAUGCGGCCGUCAAAGAAAUUCUACCGAUCGUUUUAAUGGCCUACCAAGGAUCGCAACUGGCCGAAGAAAACGGCGGACGACUCAGCCCCAGAAUCUUCUUCGUUUACAACCGGAUCGACACGAAAGAGAAACACAAAUUAGACACCAUCAUUCAAACGCUGGGGACUUCACUCCAUGAAGCUUUCAGUCAAGUUCAAAAUAUGACUGGCAAUUCGAGUAAUUUAAAGUCGGAAAGUCCUUUCGCCAAUUUCAAUCUCACCUCGACCGACUCGUCUCGUAGUGACGUUUGCAUUUUGGGAAACGUCAACAAACAAACCAAACCACCGGGAGAUGUUCCGGAUGAAGAAUACGGAAAAGAACUCAUCCAAUUUCGAGAACACAUCCAUCAACGCGUUACAGCUGUCGAAGGUGGUCAAAUGUGGAAAAGUAGAUCCAUCGGCGAAUUUUCCAGUUACAUCAAAAAUGUUUGGAAAUGUAUCUGCUCCGCCAAUUUCACCUUCACUUUUGUCACUGUGAUGGAACAUGCAAUGUUUGACAAAUUGGAUUUGGAGUACAAAAAGAUUGAACGAAAAUUGACUGAAGCUUACGAAAAGUCCUUCAAAAAAGUAAAACAAGAAAUGAUAAAAUCGACCGAAGAAAAAAAAACUUCAGUUCCCUUUAAAGACUUCGAAGGCAAAUUUCUCAGUGAAUUACAUCUCACAGUAAAAGAAUUAGAUAAAGAUGUGAAUAAUGUAGUGAAGAAAAAAGGCCAAGAAAAGUGGGAACUCCAAUUUAAAAAUAUGUGGAAUCGCAACAAGAACGACCAAGAUUUUAACUGGCGAUUAAAACUGAAAAACGCCUUCGAUAGACUAUUCAAUUACGAAAGUCGCGUAGAAGAAUAUAAAAAAAAGAUGCGCAAUGAAAUCAACAAAUCCUUCAAGUCAUCAACGAAUUCGAAAGUGGAAUGGAAAUGCGAAUGGAACGAAAAUGAAAAAAAUAAAAAAUUUGAAGAAAUGUUCAAAAGAUAUUUGGAUGAAGCGAAAAAGGAAUUUCCUACCACAGACGUACAACGGGAAAUAAAGAAGGUGUGUCAGAACAGCAGCGUGAUAAAGACAAAACAAAUUGAAAUAAACUGGACUGAUAACCGCCUUAUUUUACCUUCCCUGCCAACAGGAAAGAAUAAAGAGGACAAAAAGUCAAGUGGCUUCCAUCCGAUUGAAUAUUUAAAACGACAGUUUUCUGCCCUUUUAAAUGAGAAAGAAAAGGAAAAACAAAAUUCCAUUAACAUGUGUGCUGAUUUUGUUAACGACGCCGUCAACAGAAUUGCAGCUGGGAUGCUCUGUUAUGAUAAUAGCAUCGUUUCUGAAAUUAUUCGUGAAAUAGAUUCAAAACUUAACACAUACCACAUUACUGAGAAUUCCGUUGUUCAAGAUAUGUUUCAGUAUGGUAUGGUACUGACUGUUACUUUAAUGAAGAAAGUUCAAGAUCAAUGGGAAAAAGAAAACUCGGUGCCUGCGAAACUGGAGUCCAAUAAAGAAAAUCUGCGUAAAAAUUUCAUGAUGGUGUCAAAUGGCGUGGCAAAGACUCAAUUGUUUGCAUCUAACAUGGCAGACAUAUUGAAAGAACAUAUUACUCCAGCUUUUGAAAAUGAAAUGGUGCAGAGGACGUUUCAAGGAAUUCGAAACGAGCGUUGGCUAUACGACGCCAGAUUCAUGCAAAAGCAUAUCGAUCUCCAUUUGAUCGACUUGCUGGAAAGAAAUCAACUGGGUCAAGUACUCGAUUGCAUACGUAAUCCUCAGACGUUUUACGCAGACAUGCUCCACCUCUUAAUCGCUCAAAAGGUCCCCAACGUAGACGAAAAAUGGCAAACUUUCAGAUAUCAUUUGAGAGACGCAAUUAAAAAAGCGGCAGCAAUCGAAGUCGACAAAAAAAGAGCGCAAACUUUUGUCAACCAAUUACGAAAAGAAUUUUUAGAUGGUUAUUUGCAGAGCGAAACUUUACACUCGGCAUUUCGAAUUGAUUGCAGUGGCGAAUACGAAGACUUCAACAUCGAAGAGAAGAAAGAAUUUCAAGAGGCCUGCUUGUCAAAAUUAAUUGAAGUGCUAGAAAAGCAAGAAGCUAUUACAAAUCAAAAAGACUAUGCAGAACAACUGAGUCCAAAAGUAGUCACACACAUGAAAAAAGUAAACGAUAAGGCAGCACUGUCUCGAUGCGACGCUUAUUGUAGCAUGUGUGGGAGUUUGUGCAUCGAAGCAGCCAAUCACGACACACAAGACAGACCUCAUGAUGCAAUCCAUCAACCAGAGGGAAUUGGAGGAGUAAAUUAUGUAGGCACUGAGGAAUUGGGUCACAUGACAUGCCAUCAAUCUUAUGAAGAAGACGACAAAUUUUAUCUUAACAAUGAUUUGACUGUCUCGUAUCGAUACAGAGACUACGCCAAGAUAUUUCCUGGAUGGAGAAAUCCUCGCAUCAACGAAGAAUUGCCAUUACGCGAGUACAUUUUUGCUACCUAUAACAACGAAAUUGCCAAAAAAUACAACAAGAAACCUUCGACUAAAAUUCCCCUAAGCUACUCUUCAAGAACUUUAACCUCCAUCAAGGAACAAUUGGAAAGAGAAAUUGCGGUUUGAAGAUGCAACAUUUUUUUUCUCGUUUCUUUUUUGUUUUAUUGAAUUUUAAAUAAAGCUUUCAAUGUAGAUUUUAUAAUCAAUGAGCUUUACAUGGGACUCAGUUACAGCUACACCAGCGUUAUUAAAGUGUUUAUUCUCAAUUUCGCCUAUAGUUAGUAUAUA